Aspergillus nidulans FGSC A4 is the source of this 1236-nucleotide messenger RNA. It is a transcript of the gene ksrA, whose product is annotated as 3-dehydrosphinganine reductase. Gene Ontology annotation, cellular component: endoplasmic reticulum membrane. Gene Ontology annotation, biological process: sphingolipid metabolic process; sphingolipid biosynthetic process. The record is from RefSeq and is a predicted model, not a curated record. Lineage: Eukaryota; Fungi; Ascomycota; Eurotiomycetes; Eurotiales; Aspergillaceae. Bases 80 to 1189 code for a protein of 369 amino acids. The transcript has 3 exons. Gene Ontology annotation, molecular function: 3-dehydrosphinganine reductase activity.
ACGACUGAUACAGCACGCAACAGGGCCUUCGUCCUUUUAUCAUUUCCCUUUCUCUUCCCUUCUUUCUUCUCCUCCCUCCAUGCAUCCAUCCUUACCCUCUAUCAUUUACGACGCUUCCCCCACGGCCUUGGGGAUUUCAGCUGUCUUCGGUGCACUCUUCUUCUAUACACUCGUCAAAAUGUUCGGCUUUCUAGCUCGUGAGAACCAGUUUGUUGUGGAGGGUCGGACCGUGGUGAUCACCGGUGGCUCGGAGGGUAUGGGCAAGGCCGUUGCCUGCCAGCUCGCCCAGAAAGGAGCCAAUAUUGUCAUUGUCGCUCGGACACUUCAGAAGCUCGAGGAGGCCAUUGAAGCCAUCAAAGGUUCCGCUGCCAAUGUCAACAAGCAGAGGUUUCACUACAUCAGUGCUGACCUCACGAAACCCGAAGAAUGCGAACGCAUUAUGACCGAAGUCACCGAGUGGAAUGACGGCAUGCCCCCUGACAUUGUUUGGUGCUGCGCUGGAUAUUGCACUCCUGGAUAUUUCGUCGAGACAUCCGUCCAGACACUCAAGGACCAAAUGGAUACCGUUUACUGGACUGCGGCAAACACAGCACACGCAAUCCUGAGGAAGUGGCUUGUUCCCAUUAACCCUAGUCACCAGCGGCCAUUGCCUCGACGACACCUCAUCUUUACUUGUUCUACCCUCGCCUUCGUGCCCAUUGCUGGGUAUGCUCCAUACUCCCCUGCUAAGGCUGCCAUGCGUGCCCUUUCAGAUACGCUGUGCCAGGAGAUUGAAGUAUAUAACGGCUCUCGCGCUUCCAAAGAACGAGCCCGUGCCACUCCAGCCGAUGUCAAGAUUCAUACGGUGUUCCCCAUGGGUAUUCUCAGCCCUGGAUUCGAUAACGAGCAACAAAUUAAGCCUGCCCUUACAAAGCAGCUCGAGUCGGCCGACAAGCCUCAAACACCCAAGGAGGUUGCUCGGAUUGCCAUCGAAGCCAUUGAACGAGGCGAAUACCUCAUCACUACAAUGUUCGUCGGCGACGUGAUGAAGGGUGCUGCGCUUGGACCUAGCCCUCGAAAUUCUUGGUUCCGGGAUACGUGCACUGGUUGGUUGAGCAACUUACUAUUCCUGGGGGUUGUUCCCGAUCUUCGGAAGCAGGCAUUCAACUGGGGAGCAAAGAAUGGUGUUCCAACCUCGCCGUCGGCUUAGGCUUAGCUUGGCUGAACUGACUUCAUGAAAAGCGUUUUCCAUUCAUU